Molecule: messenger RNA, 2101 nt
Organism: Drosophila virilis
Lineage: Eukaryota; Metazoa; Arthropoda; Insecta; Diptera; Drosophilidae
Source: RefSeq, a predicted model, not a curated record
GGCAGCAAGAAGACAGUUCAUUCAGAACAGUCACAGCACGCGGACAAGCAGCCAACCAGCCAGCCCGAACCAUUGAAGCUCUAAACUCUGAACUCUGAAAGCAAACAACAAAGACCAGUUGAAGAAGGAGGCUGCAUCGGUCAUUUGUCCAUCUGAUCAGGCCCAUAAUUGGGACACUUAACAAACGUCUUUCACUCGUGAACCGUGUGUGUGUGUUUGAAUAUGCAGUUAUCAUUGUCAGCGUCCGGAAAUGGGCAGAGCAUGCUGCUGGCGCUGCUCCUGCUGCUAGUCGGCUUGGCGGCAGCGGUGCCAGCAUCUGUGCUGGCCCAGAAUACAGAGCUAUCCACCAAUGCGAACAACAAGCUGCAACAGCAGCAGCAACAACAGCAGCAGCAGCAGCGGGAACUGCCGGCAGUGAAACACGCUGAGGAUGGGGCAACAUCGAGUGGCACAGUGCCACAGGCCGACAAAAAGUCAAGUCCGGAAAUUGUGCCCGCUACCUUUAGCAAUUCACCGGCCAGGAACGGGCCCAACGAACAGCCUCAACAGCCACAAGCUGGCCUCUAUGCGCUGCCCAGCAACGAUGAGAUCCUGGCCGCUGUGGCAGCCGCCGCCCAGGGUGGCCAGCAGCAGGCUCAGAAUGAGCCAACGGCUCUGGAGGAGGCUGUGGCCAGCUCCACAAUGCGCAAGCGUGGCAUUAACUAUGAGUAUAAUCCAUAUAUGAGCGUGGCUGGCAACGAUUAUGGCAGCGAAGUGCCCAAUGGUGUUUGGGCCGAGGAUUAUGAGCCCGCUGCGCCCAUUGGCUACAACAACUACAAUAACUAUAACAAUGAACGCGACCUACAGGAACUGGACGAUUAUGUGCCGGAGCGACAUGCGAACACGCCCACUGGACGCAAUAAGGCUUACGAUAAUCUACAAAAUCUGCUAAAUGCCGAGGCCUAUUUGGAGAGCAUUCCCCUGUCUGUGCCACUUACCUAUGCCAAUCGUAACUAUAAUCUGGAUGAACGUAAUAAGCGUGGCAUCUACUAUAAUUUGGCCGGCGCUAAUGCUCCCAGCGAGAAUCUCAAUUUGAACAAAUACCGUCGCUAUGGAGAUAUGCGCCUGAAGCGUGACACCACCAAAUUGACACCAGCUGACAUGUUAGCUCUUGUUGCCCUGGUCGAAGCCGGUGAGCGAGCCCGCAAGGAGAGCGAUGUGGAGAGCGGAGUUUCGGUGCCCUUGAUCGAUGCCGAUGAAAUGGAUUAUGUGCCCGCUGGCAGCUGGUUGGAUGCACCCGUACAGCAACAGCAGGCGCCCGCACUGGUCGACUAUUAUGGCGUGCCCGUCGAGGCGCAGGUGGUGCCCAAAUAUGAGUAUGUGCCACGCCCACAGAAAUAUAUAGGCAGCAAUAGUCGUCUUGGUUCCUCUAAGCGUUUCAUGGUGGCCAAGAAGAAGCGUUCCAUUGGCCAAACCCAGUUUAUGAACGAACCAGUGGGCGAACGAGGACCCAGCUACUAUGGCGAGAAGUUUUAUUAAAAUAGACCAAGACACUGAAAUAGAGCAGGCGAGGUAUAGAGCAAGCGAGCGGAUGUAAGAGAGAGAGAGAGAGAAAGAAAAUAAAAGUUUUCAAGCUGAGCUUUCCGGUUUUAUUCAAAGAAGAAAAUAAUGUCCCCAAUCAUUUGACCUUUGCCCUAGAUUGCAAACGAAAGAAAAUAAAAUACAUACAAUUUAAACAAACUAAUUAAAACGAGUCAACGUCGCGUGCAAUUUUUGUGUAGAGUUUGAAUUUGACAAAAACAUAAAAAAGAAAAACAACAACAACACGUAAUAUUAUUAUAUCUAUGCAUAUAUAAUAUCUGAAUAUUGUAUGUCAAGAACAUAAUCAAAAUCAAUGUUUUUAAAACACUGACAACAGGGUUGACAAACAAUUGUCCAAUGCGAACUUACCUAUGCCUAUACCUAACCUAACUUCAAGUAAACCUAACCACACUUAAUCAACAAUGUCAAUGUCUAUUGUCAAGAUUUUUGAUCCCCAAAAAAAAAACUGUACAAUUAAACAAAAGAACCGCCAACACUAUCAGUAUAUUAUUGUGUAAUAUCAAAACUAGAGGCUUCCCAA